Acanthopagrus latus (yellowfin seabream) is the source of this 8227-nucleotide messenger RNA. It is a transcript of the gene nos1, whose product is annotated as nitric oxide synthase 1 (neuronal). The coding region runs from base 530 to 5056 and encodes 1508 amino acids. NCBI's taxonomy places the organism in Eukaryota, Metazoa, Chordata, Actinopteri, Spariformes, Sparidae. The record is from RefSeq and is a predicted model, not a curated record. Gene Ontology annotation, biological process: nitric oxide biosynthetic process. Gene Ontology annotation, molecular function: flavin adenine dinucleotide binding; NADP binding; FMN binding. The transcript has 29 exons.
GGCGGCCGUGCGGUCCAGCCGGUUGGAAGAAUAAGUCGUUGAUAAGCCAUCAGUGGUUGUAUGGCAGAAUAAGAAUGUCACUGUUGUGUCCAGGUCACCAGUGCUUAAAAUCACAAAGGUGCGGGAGAUAUUUGCCCCCAAGGCUCAUUUCAAAUUCCAAGUUUCGAGCACAAACAGGAGAAAACUGAAAAAACUCGUUUUUGCACGUAGAGGCAGUCCCGAGGGCGGGGAGGGAGCGGAGAAACAAAACCCCGAAUCUCCAUCUCAACGAAAGCACGGAUUCACUCCUGAUUCAAGGUGCGAAGUGACUAAUCGCCAUGUGAGAGAAUCGUCCUAUACCGGAGCCAGACUGCAGCACUGUCCGGCGUGAUUCGGUUGUUUCGCAUUCAGAGCGACACUUCCGUCAGCGUUCACUUCUGUCGUUGGACGUUUUCUCAUUUUAGUCGGGGUGCAGCUAAAGUGACUGGGGAUUAAAGGGCCGCCUAUAUAAGUUAUUCCUGUGCCCCCCGGGAGAGUUCGGUCUAUAUUCAUGACAGCGCGACGAUGCCUGACUCCUUCGAUGUGCCAUUUCCCCAUUACGCAGCGCGUCAGAGUGGAUGUAGGAUCGAAUCGGCUGAAGUGUGAGUACACAUCCCUGGGGACACAUAUUCUCACAAGCAAGCACACGCACGACCACACAACAGGCACCAUGCAGGAGUCAGAGCCCACAGUGUGCCAGCUGCAGCCCAACAUCAUCUCAGUGCGCCUUUUCAAGAGGAAGGUCGGUGGUCUGGGCUUCCUGGUGAAGCAGAGGGUGUCCAAGCCCCCCGUCAUCGUGUCGGACCUCAUCCGUGGGGGCGCCGCAGAGGAGUGCGGCCUGGUGCAGGUCGGCGACAUCGUCUUGGCUGUCAACAACAAGCCUCUGGUGGACCUGUCGUACGAACGGGCCUUGGAGACGCUGAAGAAUGUGUCGCCUGAGAGCCACGCCGUGCUGAUCCUCCGUGGGCCCGAGGGCUUCACCACCCACCUGGAGACCACCCUGUCUGGCGAUGGCCGCCAACGCACAGUGAGGGUCACGCGCCCCGCCUUCCCACCCUCAAAGUCCUACGAGCACUGCUCCCCUCUCAGCCCAUUUGGCCCUGGGCAGCCCCAGCAGCAGGUCAACAAAGAGCCUCAACUCAGGGCCAUCGAGAACCUGUCCUCUCCGUCCAUCACCCAGUCCCUCCUGCAGAGGGGAGGCGUGCAGGCCCAGGACCCCCUGCUGAUAAGGGACGGGGGCCGCGGGGCUCUCCUGUGCAACGGACUGGAGGAGAACAACGAGCUGCUGAAGGAGAUCGAACCAGUGCUGCGCCUCAUCAAAAACAGCAAAAAGGAGAUCAAUGGAGAAGGCCAGAGGAAUGUGGGGAGAAGGGACGCCGAGAUUCAAGUGGCCUGGGACCAUGGCGUGGGAAAUGGCACGGCUCCCCAGCUGGCGUCAGAUAACAACAGAAUGCUGGAAAACACACCGGUGGUGCUCAACAAUGCUGACACUGACAAGCCUCCGGCCCAGGACAGGCACUCGCCCACCAAGUCACUGCAGAACGGCAGCCCCUCCAAAUGCCCUCGCUUCCUAAAGAUCAAAAACUGGGAGACUGGCACAGUCUACAGCGACACGCUCCACCACAGCUCCAGCAAGAUGCCGGUCUGCACAGAAAACGUGUGCAUCGGGUCUGUAAUGAUGCCGAAUCAGCAAGUCCACAAACCAGAUGAGGUCAGGAGCAAAGAGGAGCUUCUCCGACUGGCCACUGACUUCAUAGACCAGUACUACACCUCCAUCAAAAGGUUUGGCUCAAAGGCUCACGUGGACAGGCUGGAGGAGGUGACCAAGGAGAUCGAAGCUUCAGGAACUUACCAGCUGAAAGACACGGAACUGAUUUAUGGAGCCAAGCACGCCUGGAGGAACGCUGCCCGAUGUGUAGGGAGGAUCCAGUGGUCAAAACUACAGGUUUUUGAUGCCAGAGACUGCACAACAGCCCAUGGAAUGUACAACUACAUCUGUAACCACAUCAAGUACGCCACCAACAAAGGCAACCUGAGGUCAGCAAUCACCAUAUUUCCUCAGAGGACAGAUGGCAAACAUGACUACAGAGUGUGGAACAGCCAGCUCAUUCGUUACGCAGGCUACAAACAGCCCGAUGGACGGAUCGUGGGAGACCCUGCUAACGUUGAAUUUACCGAGAUCUGCAUGCAGCUGGGAUGGAAAGCGCCAAAGGGGCGUUUCGAUGUCCUCCCGCUCCUGCUGCAAGCCAACGGAAACGACCCUGAGCUGUUCGAGAUCCCAGAGGACCUCAUCCUGGAGGUGCCAAUCACACACCCAAAGUACGAGUGGUUCAAGGACCUGGACCUGAAGUGGUACGGCCUCCCGGCGGUCUCCAACAUGCUGAUGGAGAUCGGCGGCCUGGAGUUCACUUGCUGCCCCUUCAGUGGCUGGUACAUGGGCACGGAGAUCGGCGUGAGGGACUUCUGCGACAGCUCACGUUACAACAUUCUGGAGGAGGUUGCUACCAAGAUGGCCUUAGACACCAGGAAGACGUCCUCCCUCUGGAAAGACCAGGCACUGGUGGAGAUCAACAUUGCUGUUCUUUACAGCUUCCAGACAUGCAAAGUGACCAUAGUGGACCAUCACUCAGCCACAGAGUCCUUCAUGAAGCACAUGGAGAACGAGUACCGGGUGCGAGGUGGCUGUCCUGGAGACUGGGUGUGGAUUGUGCCUCCCAUGUCAGGAAGUAUCACACCGGUGUUCCACCAAGAAAUGCUCAACUACCGCCUCACCCCUUCCUUCGAGUACCAGCCUGAUCCCUGGAAUACCCACGUGUGGAAAGGAGUCAAUGGGACGCCCACAAAGAAAAGAGCCAUCGGAUUCAAGAAGCUUGCCAAGGCUGUGAAGUUUUCGGCCAAGCUCAUGGGCCAGGCCAUGGCCAAGAGGGUGAAGGCCACCAUACUGUUUGCCACAGAGACGGGCAAGUCGCAAGAUUAUGCCAAAACCCUCUGUCAAAUCUUCAAGCACGCUUUCGACGCAAAGGUCAUGUCCAUGGAUGAAUAUGAUGUGGUGGACCUGGAGCACGAGACGCUGGUGUUAGUGGUCACCAGCACCUUCGGCAACGGUGAUCCACCUGAAAAUGGAGAGAAAUUUGGAGCUGCCUUAAUGGAGAUGCGCCACCCAACAUCCAACACAGAAGACAGAAAUAGAGGAGGAGAAACCUCCUCUGCUUCUAUGAGCCAGCCUCCACUGGUCUCACAUCUUUCUCUUCACCACCUGUACAGGAGCUACAAGGUCCGUUUCAACAGCGUGUCCUCCUACUCUGACACUCGCAAGUCAUCCAGCGACGAGCCAGAAGCCAAGAUUAACUUUGAGAGCACCGGACCUCUCGCCAACGUUAGGUUCUCAGUGUUUGGCCUUGGCUCCAGGGCCUACCCACACUUCUGCGCCUUUGCCCACGCUGUGGACACGCUGUUUGAAGAGCUGGGGGGGGAGCGCAUCCUACGCAUGGGAGAAGGAGAUGAGCUGUGUGGCCAGGAGGAGUCAUUCAGAACCUGGGCCAAGAAGGUUUUUAAGGCUGCCUGUGACGUGUUCUGUGUUGGCGAUGAUGUGAACAUCGAGAAGGCCAACGACUCGUUGAUCAGCAACGACCGCAGCUGGAAGAAGAGCAAGUUCCGCCUGACGUACACAGCCGAGGCCCCGGCGCUCACAGAAGCACUGUACAACAUUCACAAGAAGAAGGUUUAUGGAGCAAAGAUGCUGGAAUCUCAAAACUUACAAAGUCCCAAAUCCAAUCGCUCCACCAUAUUCGUGCGGCUCCACACAAACAACCACGUCAGCCUGAAAUACCAGCCCGGCGACCAUCUGGGCAUCUUCCCUGGCAACCACGAGGACCUGGUGACGGCUCUCAUAGAUAAACUGGAGGAUGCUCCGCCUGUCAAUCAAAUAGUCAAAGUGGAGUUCCUGGAGGAGAGGAACACUGCCCUGGGUGUAAUCAGUAACUGGACAAAUGAGACUCGUAUCCCUCCCUGCACCAUCUACCAAGCCUUCCAGUACUUCCUGGACAUCACCACCCCGCCGAGUCCUGUGCUGUUGCAGCAGUUUGCCGCUCUGGCGACCAAUGACAAGCAGAAAAAGAAACUAGAGAUCCUCAGUAAGGGCUUGCAGGAGUACGAAGAGUGGAAGUGGUACAAUAAUCCGACGCUGGUGGAGGUGCUGGAGGAGUUCCCAUCCAUCCAGAUGCCCUCCACCCUGCUGCUCACCCAGCUGCCUCUGCUGCAGCCGCGCUACUACUCUAUCAGCUCCUCUCCAGACCUGCACCCAGGAGAGAUCCACCUCACCGUCGCCGUGGUCUCUUACCGUGCCCGAGAUGGAGAGGGACCUAUCCACCAUGGAGUGUGUUCGUCGUGGCUCAACAGGAUAGAGAAGGGGGAGAUGGUGCCAUGUUUUGUCCGAGGUGCACCAUCCUUCCAACUACCCAAGGACAACCAAGCACCUUGUAUCCUGGUGGGCCCAGGAACAGGCAUCGCCCCGUUCAGAAGCUUCUGGCAACAGAGACUAUAUGACCUCGAACACAAAGGAAUCGAGUCGUGCCCCAUGAUCCUGGUGUUUGGUUGUCGUCAGAGCGAGGUCGACCACAUCUACAAAGAGGAGACUAUCCAGGCCAAGAACAAAGAUGUGUUCAAGGAGCUCUACACGGCCUAUUCCAGAGAACCCGGCAAACCAAAGAAAUAUGUACAGGACGCACUGCGCGAGCAGCUGUCAGAGACGGUGUACCAGUGCCUGAGGGAGGAGGGAGGACACAUCUACGUGUGUGGGGAUGUUACCAUGGCCGGGGAUGUUCUCAAGACUGUCCAGCAAAUCAUCAAGCAGCAGGGCAACAUGAGCUUGGAGGAUGCUGGCUUCUUCAUCAGCAAGCUCCGGGACGAGAACCGCUACCAUGAGGACAUCUUUGGUGUCACCCUGCGCACGUACGAGGUCACCAACCGCAUUCGCUCGGAGUCCAUCGCCUACAUUGAGGAGAGCAAAAAGGACUCAGAUGAGGUUUUCUGCUCAUAAAGUCUAUGAAUCAGGAGGCGUUCUGACGACAACCGGUUCAGAAGACACGGCAACGCUGGUUAAAGAAUACUGUGCCAAUUUUUGUACUGUAAAAAAAAAAAUGGAUUUCUUUCUUUUUUUUUUAUACCACUUAAAUGUUUCUGUUGGGCUCUGCAAUUCUGUCUGUAGCAAGUUGGAAAUGUUCUGUUCUCUGAGAAUCUGUUUUGCUUGUUAAUGAUACUUCCAAAAAUGAUAAAAUUGAUCAUUUGAUUCAUAAUGUGUGCACCUAGUGUAAUGACCUGCCUCAUUGUGAAUGCAUGACCAAGACAAAAAUAUACUCAAGAAAUAUAAUAUAGUCUGUGUUAUUGUUACAGUUAAAAGGCUUUUAUUGAGGUUUUAUAUCUACGAGAAAAUGUGUGGCGUUUAACGACGACGUUUCCUGAAGUAUGAAUUAAUUCGACUUUUGAGUUUUCAGGAGAGAAUCAGGGCUGGUCAACUCUGUUUUUAUCAAAAGGCUGUAAACUCAACAGAGAGAGACAAGUGAAAGCUGUACAGGCAUGCAGAUAGAAAAUACUGAAGGACAAUUUUGGCGCGUUGACAGGUCGUCCUGAAUUAUGAAAACAGCGAUACUGUCACAGCCUCAACAAACAUAUUAUCUAGCUCUUCACUUGCAGUCCAUUAAAAUGCAUCAGCCUCUGUGCCAGCUGUCUGUUUGGUGGCCUGUCCGUUCUCUCGUAACAUCAUUACGUUGCGCGUCCCAGCUGGUGCUCGCCCAGCUCCACAGCAGCUGCACAGGAAUGUGCAGGGCAGCCACUAAAGAAGAAGUCUGAACCCGAGUUACUACAUUUUAAAAGAAACUAAAAUGAUCAACAAAUAAAAGUCUUUUUUUAAAUAUCGAAGAAGUGAUGUGUUGACUGUAUUAAAAUUAAAAUUAAGCUGUUUUUUGCCAAAUCAUAUAAUCAUGUUGGUGGGAAAUUGUUUUGAAAAAAAGAAAAAACGUAAUUCUUGAUUUAUGCAUUGUUAUUCAAUGAUCUAAUCUGGGGUUGUUCGACAUUUUGGGAGUUAUGCUUAUUGUCAUUAUUGUUGAGAGUUGAUGAGAAUAUUGACACCACUCUCAUGUCUGUAGCCUAUGUGUCCUUUCUCACAGGGUUAAAGUAAGGCUGAGCAGGACUUAGGUUAGCAUCAAAACUGGUCACAGGGAAAUAUACAAUAUGUCUCUAUCAGCAUCAAUAUCAAUAUGAACACCUUAAUAAUAAUAAUUUAUUAAGGUGUAAAAACAACAGAUUGUGCUUUUACAGGAUGUUAGGCUAUGUGCUGGACAUUUUUUUGUUUUGGCUGAAACCAGGAAGUCACGCCUUGGGUCAAAGCUAGCUGUUUCACCUGUUACCACUCUUUAAACCUGCAAUUUGACGUUAUUACGGUUUUAAAUUUAACUAACAAGAUAUCAGAGUCUGCUAGGCUAACCUAAACAAGACAAACAGUAAGGCAGGUGCCUGGGCGAAGAAGUUUCCAGUCUCUGUGCUAGGCUUAGCGAGGCUAAGCUAACCAGCUCCUGGCUGUGACGUCAUAUUUACCGUCCAAAUGUCAGAGUGGUAUCAAUUUUCUCAUCUUACUCUCAGAAGAUCGCAAACAAAUAUUUUUAUCCCCCCAAAACCUUAAAGUAUCGCUUCAAAAGUGGACGUAUCUCUAUAUCAAAGCAUUGCUAAUGGAAGCAAACAGAUCUGUUUUCGCACCGUGCGCUGCCCGGAUCAUAUCAGACAGCUGUCAACUUGGCGCCAACUGAGCAUUCAAAAUCUGCAUUCAUCAGCAUCAUGACUCCUCUGCCUCUUGCCUUACAUUAACUCUCUGCCUCUGCCGACAUGCAACACACUCAUUAUUUAUUCUUUUCUCUUUCUGCAUGAUAUUGCGCAACCCUGCGGCUCACAUGCCACUCUUUCACUGUGACCUGACACCUGCUCAGUAGCAUCAACAUACUUGUGUGUGUGUUUGUGUGUUUGUUUGUUUUUUUGUUUGUUUGUUUGCCUGUGUGUGUGCGUGUGUGUGUGUGUAUGUGCCAUUGAAAUCAUCAAGUGUCGUCAUAAUUCAUCUCUAUACGAGUGGGUGUAAAACAUGCAUGUGCUCAGGUGUGUAUUUUUACAGGAUUAUUCUGCUUGUUACCUUGUCAAACUGGUCAGAUUUUAAAAUAAGCAUGAAUUUGUUGCUCUGUGAGUCACACAAGCCUGCAAAUCUAAUCUUACAGAUGGUGUUUUGGUGACAAGAAACUGCCCACGUGGCUUUUUUUUUGUUUUGUUUUGAUCUCAGCAGUUCACUUCUAUUCUUUUAAGUUGCAGUGAAGUAUUCAUUCAGGGACAAGAGGCAAUCGCACUGCCGCUGUGGUCAUUUGCUGCUUUCCAAUGAGUCAGGGGUUGUAAUUUGAAUAUAUUUGUGCAGAGGGCCACAUUGUUUUUUGAGAACCCACUCUGCAGUAACCUGUGGUUUUCUUGUCAGCUUCUGAGUCUUGAGUGUUUCCUUUCUUUGUCUUUGAUUCAAAUUAAAGAUAGCUGUCAGCAUGAUUAUCGGAUUUCUAUGUGAUUAUCAAAUGUCCCUCACAGCUGCUGAGAAUAUAUUUGUUCUUUUGCUGUUUUUGUUUUUGUUUUUUGGGUUUUUUUUUCCUGGUGUCGACUAUUUUUACUGCCGGGAGAAAAUGGGUGAUUCCGAUUGUCGCCAUUGUUGUGCAUUCUGGAAGAAUGUCUCCUGUGUAUAAUUUGUUGAAACAGAUUUAGCUGAAUUGGAAUGAGAGCCGUCAGGAAAAUGUCUGUGAUGUAAAAUGUGCAACGAGAAAACAAUUGAUACAAGACAUAGCUUCUAUAUAUAGCUUCUAUAUAUAUAUAUAUUCAAAGACAAAGUAUAAGAUAUAAAGAGUACCACUUCGACCUUUUCUAAGAAUGUAUUUUGAUUAUGUAAAUGAGCACUAUGAUUCUGCUUGAUUUAAAAAGAACAAAAAAAAAGGCAUAUUCUAUGGUGUCUCUCAUAUCCUUUAGGUAUGGGACUAAAACAGCAGCAUUAAAUAAAUGCAUGUCUCCUGUUAAUAUUUAAAGAUGCUCUGUCUAUUUACCAGCACUGUGUCAGUCAGUGAGACUGUAUUGUGAAGUUAUCCGGCCUUUCUAACAGGGCUUUUGGAUGGUCAAAAAAAAGAAAAAAAGAAAAAAAAAA